AUGGCAGAUGAGCUCGCGAAACGCCUGGACGGCUUCGACCAGCCCACGGUCUGGCACGAAUUUACACCUCUGGCACUCGAAAAUGGGGCCGUUAAUUUAGGUCAAGGUUUUCCAGACUGGUGCUGCGAAAAUUUUGUAAAGCAGGCGGCUAAAGACGCGCUGGAUGCCGAUUACAAUCAAUAUGCACGCCCACAGGGGCACAGAAAGCUUGUCGAGCAGCUAGCCAAAAAAUACUCGAGGGAGUUGAAUCGAGAUAUUAACUGGGAAAAUGAGGUUGCAGUGGGUGUUGGCGCUACAGAGACCAUCUAUGCUGCUGUCAAUUCGUUCGUGCAGGCAGGGGACGAAGUCAUUAUUUUUGAACCUUCCUUUGACAUUUAUUCAGCCCAAGUAAAGAUGGCCGGUGGUGUGUGUCGCUAUAUUCCGCUGCAAGUGCGCCUAUGUGAUAAAACGGGUUCAAAGGGGUUUUUCAUCAAUGAGCAAAUGUUGACAGCUACCUUUUCAGCAAAAACACGAGCUGUAAUUUUGAACACUCCCCACAAUCCGACAGGCAAAGUGUUUACAACGGAAGAGCUAGAGCUCAUUGCCAAUUACGUGCGUCAACACUCGCGUGUAAUUGUCAUCUCUGAUGAGGUGUACGAGCACAUUCUGUUUGAUAGUCAAAAGCACAGGCGGAUCGCUAGUAUAGACGGUAUGUGGGAUCGUACACUGACAGUGUCAAGUGCUGGCAAAACUUUCUCUGUGACUGGUUGGAAGGUGGGCUGGGCUAUCGGUCCAAGCAAUCUGAUUAAGGGUAUCUAUCUCGCAAACAACUGGAUACAUUUCAGUGUGGCCACCCCUUUUCAAGAAGCCGUCGCAAACAUGUUGGAGCUCGCUGAAAAGCCGUACAAUGGAUUUCCCACGUUUUAUGCCUUCGUUGCCAACCGUUACGAACAAAAGCGCGACCGCCUCAGCCGCGCUCUUGUUGACAUUGGAAUCAUACCUAUCACGCCAGGUGGAGGCAUUUUUUUGUAUUCGGACAUCUCUGCCGUGAAGGUCCCCGACAGCUUUCUUGAGUCUAAUCUGUCUCAUGACUGGGCGUUCUGCCGCUGGCUAACUAUUUCCAAGGGCGUGGCAGCAAUCCCGAGUUCUGCGUUCUUUUGUUCUGAGAAUAAGACAGAGGGCAGUAAUUGGGUCCGUUUUGCUUACUGCAAGACCGACGAAGCUAUUGAAGAGGCCAUCAAACGCCUUUCGGUGAUUCAUUGA
Messenger RNA from Plasmopara halstedii, 1242 nucleotides. Its product is annotated as kynurenine-oxoglutarate transaminase. The record is from RefSeq and is a predicted model, not a curated record. The transcript has a single exon. Gene Ontology annotation, molecular function: L-kynurenine:2-oxoglutarate transaminase activity; pyridoxal phosphate binding. Gene Ontology annotation, cellular component: cytoplasm. Gene Ontology annotation, biological process: biosynthetic process. The coding region runs from base 1 to 1242 and encodes 413 amino acids. Lineage: Eukaryota; Oomycota; Peronosporomycetes; Peronosporales; Peronosporaceae.